This is a messenger RNA of Guillardia theta CCMP2712, 2553 nucleotides long. RefSeq lists its product as hypothetical. The record is from RefSeq and is a predicted model, not a curated record. Lineage: Eukaryota; Cryptophyceae; Pyrenomonadales; Geminigeraceae. The transcript has 15 exons. Gene Ontology annotation, molecular function: protein binding. Bases 1 to 2553 code for a protein of 850 amino acids.
AUGAAACCUUGUUCUCUGUGGCUGUGGAUAUUCCUUUGCCAAUACAAUGUACUGGUUACCUCCUAUUACCUGCGAAGCAUGAACACUGGUCAAGAGGAAAUGCCUGGUGAGUUCGACCUCAGAAAGUUCGCAAGACCAUCGCCAUGGAUGACGUGUACGGACCUGAACGAAAGGAUUCAGCCCAACGGAGCAGUCCUGAGCGACGACGAGUUGAUAAGGCAAAGAGACCCUCACUACUGGGAACGCGACGACCCCCGCGCUGACAAGGAGCUGGGCUUCUGGAGUACCGACAUGAGGUCCUUAGAGCGGCUCUACGGAAAGGCUUUUGUGCGACCAGAGUACUUCGAGGAUGAGUACUUGCAGGGGAGCCGCUGCAAGACUGCGCAGGCGGAAGGCAUUGCUCCUCCCUCAGACGCGUUCAUGUUUGACGACCAUUAUGAGAACGAUCCGAUCGUAGACUUUCUGUUUGAGGACGGGACUCCAAGAAAACCCAGACGAAUCGGACAGUUCCUUGACUUAGAAGGACAGAUCGAGACCGAUCCCGACGGAAGUUUCACAGGCAAGCAUAUCAGCGAUGAUCUCCGAUGUUGCAACAGCAUGAACUUGUUAAGAGAACCUUGGGAUACGAAAUCUCUCAUGGAGGGGAUGGAAAUUCCCAUCGGGCUGUCGUUGCGAGCAGUUGAGGAACACAUCAACAUCCAUCCGAUCGUUAAGGCAACGAUCGAAGAUACAGGGCAUGACCCUGAUCCCAUUGUCUGCCAUAAGCCAGAAGAGCUGCUGGAGUUGCGACUGCAAGCUGCAUGCGAAGGGCUGAUCGAGAAAUUGGACGGAACCUUCGAAUGGGACAACGCGGACUCGAUCCGUCGGAAGAUAAACGCGCUGGUCGCUGAGGUUUCAAGAUGCUCUGGCGCAGACAUCAACUGGUCGGACGAUUGGGGUUGGACGCCCAUUCACUGUGCUGUUGCCAACGGGAACUAUCCAGCAGUGGCUCUCUUGUGCGAGUAUGGGGCUGAUCUUGAAAUCACUUCCCGGGAGAUUCUCGAGACUUUGCUGGUCCAUGGGGCAAACCCUUGGCACAUCGACGAUGCUAAUUUUACAGCACUUGAAGUCGCCGCCCUCUACAACAGCACCAACUGCAUCCCCUUGUUACGAAACUUCAUGGGCGAGGAGGCGAAUAACAUUGACCUCGAUCAGUACAUGCAGGAGACGUAUCCUACCCCGCUCGGCCCCGGGCCUGACAUCUCCCAACCUGAAGCAGAGGGAUGGCCGCUGAGGAGCUUUGAGUACGUAUUGAGGAAGGAGGACAAGGGGAAGUACGGUCGCUGGACAGACAAGAACGCGACGGAGGAGGCGAAGGAGGACGAGGAGAUCUUGAGGAUGAGGCAGGAGAACGGGACUUGCAUCUGGGUCGAAAACCCUCUCGAUGUUGAGCUGCCUUACCCCGAGAUCAAGAAAAUUUACCCCGAUAACAACAACAACAGGCUCCUUGUCAACUGGACUGCCUACGACGAGUACGUGGAUGGGAUUGACCAUCAUUUGAAUGACCCAACCUUGACCCCUCAAGCCCAGUACCUCCACCGUCUCACCCAUCAGGGGAAGAUCGACUGGUUCGACUUCUCUGUCUUCAAGCCCCACCCGGACAAGCACACGAAGACAGAGGUUAUGUUCAACAAGCGGAUUCUUGACCCCCGGACAGACUUCUCCUCCAUCCUCCAGCUCAACUUCGGCUUCGAGCCCGGAGAACAGCCUCCCAGGAAGCUGUGGAGGGGGUUCCCAGAAGGAAGACACUGGCCCUUCUUUAUCUUGUACCGCAAUGAUCCUGGCACGGUCCUGAACCUGUACAACUGGGACAGGAAAGAAGGGGUCAAUUGGGAGAAGAUAGACCAGGAAAGAUGGACCGAGGAGGAGGAGGUGGAGGAGGCUGGGAACUGCCCCCGACCCGCCCUCUACCUGGACUACGUGCGGCACACCAAGGAGUAUAUAGACAUGAUUAUAGACCAAGGGAAGGACAUCCCUCAAGGACGAGGGAUCAUAGUCGACGUCUUUGGGCCUGACGGGCUGAGCUGCGAGGUGGAGUGGGACCGGACGAGACCCAACGGAGAGUUUGCGGGGAAGAGGACGAGGUGCUCGGUCGGAGCUGGGGGAGUGUACAGCCUGGAGCUGGCCAGGUUCGGGGCGACAGCAGAGGAGGACUUCUGUGUGGUGAAGCUGGAGGAGCUCCGGUUCCUGGACAAGUUGGAGGAGAACUACCAGGGAGACGACGCGAUGGAGGAGCAUCGCCGGCUGAUGGUGAUCAAGGAAAGGAUGGGACAGUACAUGGAGCAGAUGGGGAAGGCGAUGGGGAAGGAUGUGGAAAUCACGCCAGACAACUGCUGGCUGUUCCAGGGCACCACCGAUGCCUACGUGACGAGUAGGAACGAUCCCUCGGGGGCGAUAGGGGAGGAGGAGGAGGAGGAGGAGGAGGAGAACCGCGAUCACUACGAGGACGAGGACGAGUUGAAGAAGCUGUUGAAGACGCAGCAAGUGAUGUCGCGCAGAAUCGCCUCCUGCUAA